Mesocricetus auratus (golden hamster) is the source of this 2377-nucleotide messenger RNA. RefSeq names its product cyclin N-terminal domain containing 1 (gene Cntd1). Gene Ontology annotation, biological process: reciprocal meiotic recombination. The transcript is spliced from 7 exons. NCBI's taxonomy places the organism in Eukaryota, Metazoa, Chordata, Mammalia, Rodentia, Cricetidae. The record is from RefSeq and is a predicted model, not a curated record. Gene Ontology annotation, cellular component: site of double-strand break. The coding region runs from base 284 to 1273 and encodes 329 amino acids.
CUGGGUAGAGACAGGGUCUCUCCGCCUUAGAGGAGGGGCAGGAAAGGCGAGAAGCGGUUCUGUUUUCUGAUUGGCUGAAUGCUUCGUGACAGUUGGGGCGCGAAAAGCUGUUGACAAUUCGAGGCUGUGGUGGGAAUUACGUUUUCCUCAGAUUCGAGGCAAGGACAAACAUAUUGGAAGGAAAGGAAGAAUCCAAGGCGUGCCAGAAGAUUCUGGAAAUAAGCUAAGGAAGCGAGUUUAUGGAUCCCGUGAACUGUCCCAGUGCUCUGAAAGACCUCUGAAUAUGGAAGGACCCUUGAAGCUAAGACUAGCUAACUCCAGUGACUUCCAGUUUGGAGCGGUUGCCACAGAGACCAUCGAGAACGCUCUGCUUCACUUGGCCCAGCAGAAUGAGCAAGCCGUGAAGGAGGCUGCGGGACGGAUGGGCAGCUUCAGGGAGACCCGGAUCGUGGAGUUUGUGUUUCUCCUGUCUGAACAAUGGUGUCUGGAGAAAUCUGUGAGCUACCAGGCCGUAGAAAUCCUAGAAAGGUUUAUGGUGAAACAGGCAGAGAACAUCUGUCAGCAAGCCACAAUCCAGCAGAGAAAUACUAAGACAGAAUUGCAGAACUGGAGGGCUCUGAAAGAGCAGCUUUUCAACAAGUUUAUCCUCCGUUUGGUGUCAUGUGUUCAGCUGGCCAGCAAAUUGUCUUUCCACUACAAAAUAGUCAGCAACAUUACAGUCCUGAACUUCCUCCAGGCUCUCGGUUAUAUAUGCACCAAAGAAGAACUGUUAGAGUCAGAGCUGGAUGUGCUGAAGUCCCUGAACUUCCAGAUAAAUCUGCCCACUCCUCUGGCAUAUGUGGAGAUGCUCCUUGAAGUUCUAGGGUACAAUGGCUGUUUGGUCCCAGCCACACAACUACAUGCAACUUGUCUGACCCUCCUCGACUUGGUCUAUCUCCUGCAUGAACCCAUCUAUGAGAGCCUGUUGAGGGCUUCAAUUGAGAAUUCUACACCCAGUCAGCUGCAAGGGGAAAAGUUUAUCUCUGUGAAGGAAGACUUCAUGCUGUUGGCAGUUGGAAUCAUUGCAGCAAGUGCUUUCAUCCAAAACCAUGAAUGCUGGAGCCAGGUUGUUGGGCAUCUGCAGAGCAUCACCGGCAUUGCCUCGGAGAGCAUUGCUCAGUUCUCUUACGCAAUCCUGACUCACAGUGUGGGAACAAACACUCCUGGGCAACAGCAGCCUACUCCCCACAAGGCAGCCAGAGCUCUGAGAACUACUGCUUCCUCUAACACAUGAGGCUGGCUAAGCCCCAGACACACAGCCUUUGUCACUGUAGUCUCCUUCUCUUUGUUUACUUUCAUACUCAGGGUACAAAAGUUCCAGGUUUCCUUUGAACAGUAUUUUGUAUUACAAUUUCAGGCACUUUUUUCUACAUCAGAGAUAGUUAUGGUGAACAAAUAUGUCAACUUGUGUCAUGGCAGGCUAAAAACAUCAAAGAAUUGGAGAGAGUUAGAUUUUGUUUCAUUUGUUCAUUUUUGUUUGACCUUUACUUUUUCCUAAUUUAAUCAGAUUAAAAGGGAACAUCAGAUAUACAGACUUCUGAAUGACCUUGACUGAGUGCCUUGGAAGUAGCCUUUCUCCACUUGCUCCACUACAGCUGUUUGUUUUUUUGUUUUUUGUUUUCUCGAGACAAGAUCUCACUAUUUGUCCUUGUCUGACUUGUAACUCACUAUACACACCAGGCUGAGCUGGAAUUCAGAGAUCCACUUGCCUCUGCCUCCUGAGUUCUGGGAUUAAGUAUCAUGCCUGGCUUACUGUUCUACUUUGUUUUUUAAACUAAAACACGUUUCAACAGAAUUUCUACAAAACUGACUGGAACUCAAUUCUCCCAGAAUACAAAAUACUCAAUUCUAAAGAAAAACUUACCAUCACACCUCCUGGUAAUUAACAGACCAUAGCAAAUCCUUUAUUACAAAUAAUUAAAUCUCUCCAUGUCUCAAACAGUAUCAAACACCAUUUUGUAAUUCUAACAGAUAACAGUAGGCAUUCAAUACUGAACUGCGUGAGGAAAGAGAGACUCCCAGCUUCUGACCUGGUGUCCUUCCCCACAUCACCCCACUGUGUGCACUAACAUCAUCUCAGAACUCAUCUGUUCUUUAUUUUAAGUGCAGGAAGUUGAGAGAGAUAAAAUCCAGUGAAAACACAUUAAUGUCAAUUCAACUAACUUAAAAAAACAAAGCAAAUUUAAAUUAGUUGUUUUCAGGGGAAAGAGGGAAAGGAAAGCAUGGGGUUGAGUCAAAACAGGGCUGUUUGCUGUACACUGUGUUUUGCAGCUCUGGAAACGAUCUGUCAUACGAUAUUUUAAAAUAAAGUGGCUUUUGUCUCUUUUGGUAUUGUAAA